AUGAUUGAAUGGAUUAAUUUAAAUACUCGAAAUGAAUCAAUAUUUGCUGGUACAAUGUCAACAAUGGCUAAUUUAAAAUUAUCAACACGUCGUCCAAUUAUUGUUCAUCCUCAUUAUGAACAUAGAAAAAUUCGACAUCGUGUUAAACUUGUUUAUACAAUGUUUUCAAGAAAACCACUUCGUUAUAUACAUUCAAUAUUAAAACAAUAUCAUGUUGAUUAUUAUAUUUAUGAAUCUCAUUGGUGUACAAUAAUAAAUCGUCCAAAAGGAUGUUCAUUUCCUGAAAUGUAUGAUAUUGAUGAACAAGAUCAAAGAAUCUUAAUACGUACAACUCUUGCAUGUCAAACUCUUCAAUCUCAUCCUCAACCAUAUUUUAAAAAACUUUUUACUUAUGAUUAUCUCAGUAUUUAUCAAGUUUUAUGA
Rotaria sp. Silwood1 is the source of this 423-nucleotide messenger RNA. Lineage: Eukaryota; Metazoa; Rotifera; Eurotatoria; Philodinida; Philodinidae. The record is from the annotation of a GenBank genome assembly.